AUGGCCACACCAUCAGAUGCCAGUCCAACCUACGUUUACAAGCUCAUUUCAUCAGCAGCAGCUCCACCUGAUCCCCUGCCCAAUCGGCUCCCCGUGAGUGACCUCGACCAGGCAUCCGGCUUCAUCCACCUCUCCACCGCACGCCAAGUCCCCAAUACACUCAGAUUCUUCUACAAAGAUCACGUCAAAGUCUACGUACUCCGCAUCCCCUACGACCCUGUCGAGAAGAAUAUCAAGUGGGAGGACCCAAAAGCAGAGGUAUGCGGUCCGCGCGGAGGGGAGGGCACGUUUCCACAUUUAUACAAUGAGUUUAAGCUGGGCAAGGACGAGGUGGAGAGCGUGCAGUGUUGGGAGAAGGGGCCUGAUCUCGGAUGGGACUCGGCUCUGCAGGCAGCAGAGGCAUGGCUCGUUUGCUGA
Molecule: messenger RNA, 417 nt
Organism: Suillus subaureus
Lineage: Eukaryota; Fungi; Basidiomycota; Agaricomycetes; Boletales; Suillaceae
Exons: 1
Coding region: 1-417 (138 amino acids)
Source: RefSeq, a predicted model, not a curated record